Molecule: messenger RNA, 3431 nt
Organism: Helicoverpa zea (corn earworm)
Lineage: Eukaryota; Metazoa; Arthropoda; Insecta; Lepidoptera; Noctuidae
Product: TBC domain-containing protein kinase-like protein
Exons: 13
Coding region: 141-2558 (805 amino acids)
Biological process (GO): protein phosphorylation; activation of GTPase activity
Molecular function (GO): protein kinase activity; ATP binding; GTPase activator activity
Source: RefSeq, a predicted model, not a curated record
GGACUUGGCUGGGCUGACUCCGCCCCCUAACAAAAACUUGAAAAAGUCAAAUCAAGAUUUCAAAACAAAUUGCCUUUUUCUUACAGAAUUUAGGAAAAUUUUGUAAUUUUAGUAAUAUCCAUUACGUUAUAGUUUGAAGGAUGUAUCAAGAAAACGAAGAUGAUUGUAAAUUCGCUGCUUGUACGUAUUUUGCGAAGAAUCAUCCUGGUGAAAUGUGUGGUAGCAAUGGUUUGCCGCUAACUCCGAGUUCUAUAACAAUAUUGGGGCGAGCCCAGCGGCUGUUGACGAUAGAACACCCUAAUUUGUGCACGUACCUCGAUGUUAUUCGCGGUAAACAUGAAAGGAUCAUAGUAGUUGCCGAAGUAAUAGGAAAGUCUCUCAAGGAAUGCAAGUCAAAGUUCUCCUAUGAAGAAGUGACCAACAUUGCUAAGCAAGUAGCAGUUGGCUUACAGUUCUUGCAAGAUCAGGAUGUUGUGCAUAGAACUCUGUCAGAUGAUAAUAUACUCAUUGACAGUAAUGGCAGAGUGAAGCUGUUUAACUAUGGAUUGUAUUAUAUGACAGAUAAGGGCAAUGAAGUUUCUUUUCCACUUGGCCUACCAAGAUACUUAAGUCCAGAGACAAUACUAAACGGAGGAGGUCCAGCCGCAGAUGUAUGGAGUUUCGGUAUCAUAAUACUGGAGCUCUGUAUUGGUAAACUGUGGAACAACCUCAAGCCUGGCCCUAUACUAAGAAGAAUACUCACCUUGGUACACGCUAACAACCCUGCGGAGAGGAUAGCAAGGGAACAUGACUGCUUUGAACAAUAUAAACAAGUACCAGAAAGGUUGAGAAUGGUGAUAGAAAAAUGUCUCAAAAUCUACCCCAGUGAGAGGGCGACAUUCACGGAAAUAGUUGAAGACUUGUCACAGAUUGAUACAAAACAGUUGGUUGAGGUGAAAACUCCUCGAGGUCUGAUGGGAUGUAAGCUACAAUACCUUUAUCAUUGGUGGCAGUUAGCUGGUGGGGAUAUUCAGGCUGAGUUGAAGAAAAAUAGCCUGGUUAAAAAUAGUCCACCUAUUUUGUCUAUGCCCAUAGCAAUACUCUUAGACGGCUGCACAAUAGGUGGUAAAUCAGGCGCUCUAUUUGACCGUCGCCUCGCGAAAUACAGUUUAGACUUACUCAAAUCCCGCCUAAGCCAUGUACCACCGCACGACUUUUACCCACUGAUGCAUGAACGGAAAAAAGAGUAUGAUGCUGUGGCCUUACCUAAGAUUAUAAGGGAAAGGGAUACUGAGUACCAGUUUUAUAGGCUGCUUUGGUUUCAACGAUUAUUGCAAGGUUACCCCUACACAGCUCCAUACAUAAGAGCAGAAGCUGAGAUAGACAUCCCGCCGCUAGUGCGCGGAGACGUGUGGGCAGCCCUACUAGGAGUCGUUGGCGAUAUAGAGGAACAAUAUGAAAGGAUUGACAAGGAAACCCCUACGCCUACUGAUAGACAGAUAGACGUGGACAUACCCCGUUGUCACCAGUACUGCUGGUUGCUCUGCGGUUCGGCUGGACAUCGUACAUUGAAGCGGUUACUGAAAGCCUGGUUAUUGACUAACCCACAGUAUGUCUACUGGCAAGGAUUGGACUCUUUGACUGCGCCGUUUCUUUACUUGAACUUUUGCAAUGAAGCCCGCGCCUUUGCCUGCCUCUCAGCCUUCGUACCGAAAUUCCUACACAAGUUCUUCCUAAAAGACAAUAGUGCGGUGAUCAAGGAGUAUUUAGCUAAGUUCUGGCAGAUGACGGCCUUUCAUGAACCGGAGUUGGCGACGCAUUUACAUGAAAUCAACUUCGUGCCGGAGUUGUUCGCUAUACCAUGGUUCCUUACUAUGUUUUCACACGUAUUCCCCCUCCACAAAAUAGUGCAUCUAUGGGACGCCUUACUAGUAGAAGGGCCAGCUUUACCACUAUUCAUGGGAGUAGGCAUACUGAGGCAGCUUCGAGACACACUACUUUCGUCCGGCUUCAACGAGUGCAUCCUACUGUUCUCUGACCUGCCUGAGAUCGACAUUGGCGAAUGUGUCAAGGAAUCUAUAGAAAUGUGUCGUAGUUCUCCAAGGAGUAUAAGCUAUAGGAGGUUUACUAAUGAGGCUCAAACAAGAGAUCCUAUGGAUAUAGUAGAAAUACCAAUGGAAGUGUUAUUCACUGAAAUCAGUCCUAGAAUCAAUCUAUCGGAUUUCUUCUCGCUGAUAUGCCAAGAUAAAUGCUGUGUCAUCGAUAUACGGUCUAAUUUACUUUACGAGAAGAGCUGUAUAGAUGGCAGCAUUAACGUUCCGUAUAGCGGGGUGCAUCUCGGUCAACACGAACUAAGAGCCCUAGGGCUUCACCCACAAAGAGUAUUACUUGAUGCUAUCAAACAAAAGAAGAAUGUCGUUGUGGCUUCGGCAGAGGAUGAAACCGCACAAUUGUUCAGCGACUACCUAGUCAAAUGUAACGUACCAAGAGUGUGUAUACUUCACGGAGGAAUAUCAGCGUUACUCACGCAUGUACCAUCGCUAUUCAUUGUACCACCAAAGAGGAACGGACAUAAGUAGAUUAUAUUAUUGGUAUAAACACAGAGUAGAUAGUAAAUGAAGUGUUAGCCCAAGAUUUUGUUGAACUAUCAGAAAAUUGAAGCGAUUAUCUUUGUACGUCUUAUUUUGUUUUCUGGAAGGUAAUGCUUAAUUUCAGCUUUUUAUUUUAUAUCAAAGAAUAAUUUGAGAUUUGAGCACAUUUUCCAAAGAAACUUGGACAGAUAUCUUCGGUGAGUAAUUUUUUACGUACUAUGUUUGCAAAUUAGCACUCUAUUGGUGUUUUAAAGCUGUGGUUAUUGCAUUUUUUCUUUCCGGAAAAAAUGUGAUUCAUAGCGGUUAUUCAGUGUAUGCAAGCAUUGUUCAGCAUUUUCCGUGUAUGAUAAAAAUACGUUGUAAAAAAUCUAUGUUGCGGGUUAAAAUCCCUUCAAAUUUUUUUGGGACUGACUGUACCUUUGAGAUUUAUGUAUUUUUAUUUUGUGAUCUGACUGUAGUUUUAAGUAGAACUAUUUUAGUUUAAAAUGUAGAUAAGCUUAAUUUUCAUGUUUAUUUUUAAUUAAGGAACAAUGAGUUUUAAAUACAUACAAUGUGUUUUUUUUAAUAAUUAUUCGUAACUUAUGUUGGUGCAUUCCGUUUCCUGCUGUAUGUUUAUUUUUAUUUGAUAAUAUAAUACCGUAUGUUAUUUCCACGUUAGUUGUUAUUUCACGUUAGUUUUUGUCGAAGUGUUAUCAGUUAGACUUUACGUAUGUACCAAGUAUUUAUUUUUAAACGAGUUAGUCAUUACGUCAGUCUAUUAAUCAUGUAUUUGAAUGUUAAUUAUAUUUUAACGAAAUAAGCUAUUUAUACACAAUACGCAUGUACAGCUACGAAUUUAUUUAAUAAACAUAUGAACGGUUA